GUUCCUGAGCGAAGUUUAGAGAGAGAAAGAGAGAUAGUGGUGGGAGAGACAAAGAAAGAAAGCAAGAAAAGCAAAGAAAGAGAGAGAAGAGUUUCAGAGCUUCAGAGCACCUCCUCCUUCUUUUCUCCUUCCUCACUGUACCUUUCUACAUUUUCCUCUGCCUUUUUCCAACUUUUUCUUUUCUUCCAAGGCUAAAAAGGAUUAAUAUUGAUUGGAGGAUGAUUUGUGAGUGAUUGCUUAUGAAAAAGGGAAUUGAGAAGUAAACUUCAGCUUGGGAUCAAUGGGUAGGAAGAGAUCUGUGUUAGAGUACAAGAACUUGAAGAUCCAUGGACAGGUUUCAUUGGGGUUGAUAUUGAUCUGCUUGGCUCAAGUUUCUCUUGGAGCCACUAGUCCUACUGAUGUUGCUGCAAUUAACAACUUACAUGCUGCACUUGGCACGCCUGUUCUUCCUGGGUGGACUUCAGCUGGAGGAGACCCAUGUGGUGAAACAUGGCAAGGCGUUCAGUGUAACGAUUCUGUAAUAUUGGGAAUAGUUCUUAAUGGCGCUAAUUUGGGAGGACAACUGGGUGAAAACUUAGGAAUGUUUGCUUCAAUACAGGCAAUAGAUCUAAGCAACAACCAUAUUGGGGGAAGCAUUCCAUCCAAUUUACCUGUUAGCUUGAGAAACUUUUUUCUUUCAGCUAACCAAUUCACUGGAAGCAUCCCAGAUUCUCUAGCUUCGUUGGCUGAACUCACAGACAUGUCUCUUAACAAUAAUCUUUUAACUGGAGAAAUACCAGAUUCCUUUCAGAGCAUCACAGGGUUGAUCAAUUUAGAUUUGUCCAGUAACAAUUUGAGCGGGCAACUGCCACCCUCCCUAAAAAGCCUAGUAUCUCUGACCACUCUACAUUUGCAGAACAAUCAGCUGUCUGGAACCCUAGACGUUUUGCAGGAUCUUCCCCUAAGUGACCUGAAUAUAGAGAAUAACCUUUUCGCUGGACCCAUACCUGAAAAGUUGCUGAAUAUCCCAAAUUUCAGAAAAGAUGGGAAUCCAUUCAAUUCUUCUAUUGCUCCAGUCCCUCCACCCACAUCUCUGUCGACUCCACCCCCACCUCCACAGUCUUUUUGGGGACCACCUACUGGAAAACCACCUGGCAGAACACCUGGAAGAACACCUGGGAAACAGGCUGAUGGACCAUCUUCACAAGAUACAUCAAAUUCUGGAAAAUCAAAGAAAUUUUUAACUACUAAAAGAGUAGUUGGGAUAUCAAUUGGUGGGGUCUUGCUUCUUGUUAUUUUGGUACUAGCAAUUUUGUUUUUUAUGCCAAGACGUGGCAGAAGAGAAGAGGCGGACAGAAUUUCCAAGCGGCAUCAAAUAGGUGCAUAUAUAGGUGACAGGGAGAACCCUCCCAGGGACAAUGGCUCCUUGGUUCAACCAACCAAUCUAAUACAGAAAGUUCCGAAAGAGGCAGUUGUGAGGCCCAAAGAGGAUAAUGAAACAGAAACCAGAAGAACAUGGGCAAUUCCAAAGCCAAAUGAUGAGCAAGAUAGAAAUGUCCAAAGGACGGGCACAGUAACAAGGCAAGAGUCUGAUUUGAGUGCACUUGAUAUGUAUUUGACGCCUCCUCCUCCUCCUCCUCCCCCUCCUCCCCCUCCUCCACCACCACCUGUUGAGAAGGUCAUUGUGAAGCCAUUUGUGCCAACUGAACUGCCUAAACUGAAGCCUUCCACUAAAAAUCCAAACCUUGCAAUUUUUGCGAAGUCUUUUACCAUUGCUUCCCUUCAGCAAUAUACAAACAGCUUUUCUCCUGAUAAUCUUCUAGGAGCAGGCAUGCUGGGAAGUGUCUAUAGGGCACAGCUUCCUAAUGGAAAGCUACUUGCAGUCAAGAAAUUGGACAAGAGAGCUUCCAGUCAGCAGAAGGAUGAUGAGUUUCUUGAACUGGUAAACAACAUUGACAGAAUCCGGCAUGCUAAUGUUGUUGAGCUCAUUGGUUACUGUGCAGAGCAUGGUCAAAGGCUUCUUAUCUACGAGUACUGCAGUAAUGGUUCACUGCAUGAUGCUCUGCACGUAGAUGAUGAAUUUAAGAAGAAACUGCCAUGGAAUGCUCGUAUUAGAAUGGCACUUGGAGCUGCAAGAGCCUUAGAGUAUUUACAUGAGGUCUGUCAGCCACCUAUUGUACACAGGAAUUUCAAGUCUGCCAACCUUCUCCUUGAUGAUGACCUUUCCGUGCGCGUUUCUGACUGUGGCUUGGCUCCAUUGAUAUCAUCAGGUUCUGUAAGUCAGGUAAGUCAUAUUUCUACAUUUUUUUUUGCAGAUGGUUUUGUAGCUUUAGGUCAUUCAUGUUGGUUGAUUUCGCCUUCUGAUCUUGAAGCUUGCUUAUGUCCAGACCACUCUUCCGUAUUACUUCUUUUUCAAAAGUUGUCAGGACAUCUGCUAUCGGCUUAUGGUUACGGAGCUCCAGAAUUCGAGUCAGGAAUUUAUACUCAUCAGAGUGAUGUUUACAGCUUUGGGGUGGUAAUGCUGGAAUUAUUAACAGGCCGGAAGUCCCAUGACAGCACAAGGAAUCGAGGGGAGCAAUUCCUUGUUAGAUGGGCCACUACUCAGCUUCAUGACAUCGAUGCAUUAUCAAGGAUGGUCGAUCCUUCUCUAAAUGGACAAUAUCCUACGAAGUCUUUAUCACACUUUGCAGACAUUAUAUCUCGAUGUGUUCAGUCGGAGCCAGAGUUCAGGCCACUGAUGUCUGAAGUCGUGCAAGACCUAUUAGACAUGAUACGGCGAGAGCCUCACGGCAGUGGAUCAAGUGAAGAUUGACUUCUUUGUGAAAUGAAGACCUAAUGACCAGAUUAUCAAUGAUGGGGGGUGCGUUGGUUGUGACUACGGCUAUAACCCAGAAGAUACAUCCUUUGUAAACAGGCUGCAGAUGAUGGCCCCAAACUUACACCACCAACAUCUGCGUCGCAACCUUCUUUACUGCGACCAGCUGCACGAAGUUCUGGAUGUGAACAUUCCAACAGUCCGAUUUUGGUAUUCAAUACUCUGUGGUCAUUCUAUUGUUUGUCUGUCCUGCAAAGUUGAGCUAACCCAAUUGUUUAGCUAUUAUUAUUUGUCAAUUGUCACUAUAAAUUCUUGGUAGUGAAACGUUUUCAGCUUGCUCUGUGAUGCCUCACGAACUUGGUUUCUACCGAUUCAAAAUGUAAUCUAUUCCAUUUUAUAACACAUACACAUCAUGAGUUUUGUAAAGGAUGGGUUAAAUUCGAUUUUCUCCGCCAUUUCAGGUUGUUAGCGCA
Messenger RNA from Prunus dulcis (almond), 3267 nucleotides. Its product is annotated as protein STRUBBELIG-RECEPTOR FAMILY 3-like. Gene Ontology annotation, molecular function: protein kinase activity; ATP binding; protein binding. The transcript is spliced from 18 exons. The record is from RefSeq and is a predicted model, not a curated record. The coding region runs from base 281 to 2791 and encodes 836 amino acids. NCBI's taxonomy places the organism in Eukaryota, Viridiplantae, Streptophyta, Magnoliopsida, Rosales, Rosaceae. Gene Ontology annotation, biological process: protein phosphorylation.